Racocetra persica is the source of this 746-nucleotide messenger RNA. The record is from the annotation of a GenBank genome assembly. NCBI's taxonomy places the organism in Eukaryota, Fungi, Glomeromycota, Glomeromycetes, Diversisporales, Gigasporaceae.
AUUGUAUUUUUAACGAACAUGAUAUAGUAAUGUGUAGAAAAUUUUUAAAAGAUGAACAGAAAACAUGUGAAAUAUCUAGUAACACUGGUGAAAAUAUAGUUUAUGAUACCGCUAAUUAUAGAUUGAUAAUGGUAAUUAAUUAUUCAGAUUGGAUGUAUCAAGAACGUUUUAGAACUGAUAUGGAUAUAAAUGAAAAAAUUAAGUUGGGAAAUACGUUUGGUCAAUAUGAUUCUGGUUAUCCAGUUUUUAUUUCAGAUGGAAAUAUUGAUAUAGCAUAUCAUCCAGAUUUGACACAAGUUAGUAGUAUUCAAGCAUUUUCUCAAUUGGUUAAUAUAUUAAUUGUUGUGAUAAAAAAUAUAAAAAAACAAAAUAAUAUAAGAAUUAAAGAAGAAAAAAUAAAUGAAUAUUUAAUGUUUGCAAUAAUUGAAAAAGCAACACAACCUUUUAUUCAACAAUCGAUUCAACAACCAAUUUUAUUUCCUCAACAACCAAUUUUUCCACCAAUUGUUCCAAUUUCACCACAAAAACCAAUUUUUAUACCAGAAGAAUUUAACGAUAAAAAUAUAUUUAAUAGUAUAAAAGAAGAAAUAACAAAUUCAAUUAAAACAAAUAAUGAAUUAAAAAAUUUUAUAGAUAACUCAAUUUUAAAACAGGAUAAUAAAAAUGAAUUACAUAAUCUUAGAAAACAGAAAUUAUAUGAAAAAAUAUUUAAUGAAAUUGAAAGAGAAGAAAAGAUUUCUGAUUAA